Miniopterus natalensis is the source of this 1205-nucleotide messenger RNA. RefSeq names its product centromere protein N (gene CENPN). Gene Ontology annotation, cellular component: nucleoplasm. Gene Ontology annotation, biological process: CENP-A containing chromatin assembly; chromosome segregation. NCBI's taxonomy places the organism in Eukaryota, Metazoa, Chordata, Mammalia, Chiroptera, Miniopteridae. The record is from RefSeq and is a predicted model, not a curated record.
GAGGCGCUGGCGAUGUGGAAGUGCCAAAGAAAUGGAUGAAGUUGUUGCUGAGUUUAUCAAGAGGACCAUCUUGAAAAUCCCAGUGAAUGAAAUGAUGACAAUCCUAAAAGCCUGGGAUUUUUUAUCUGAAGAUCAACUGCAGACUAUAAACUUCCGGAAGAGAAAGGAAUCUGUUGUUCAUGACUUGGUUCUGCUUUGUGAGGAGAAGCAUGCGAGUGUCAGUGACGCUGCCCUUUUAGACAUCAUUUAUACUCAAUUUCAUCGACACCAGAAAGUUUGGGAUGUUUUUCAGAUGACUAAAGAACCAGGUGAAGACAUUGACCUUUUUGAUAUGAAACAAUUCAAAAGUUCAUUUAAGAAAAUUCUUCAGAGAGCAUUAAAAAAUGUCUCGGUCACCUUCAGAGAUGCAGAAGAGAAUGCAGUAUGGAUUCGAAUUGCCUGGGGGACACAAUAUAAAAAGCCAAACCAGUACAAACCUACUUACGUGGUGUAUCAUUCCCAGACUCCAUAUGCCUUCGUUUCUUCCUCCCGGCUGAGGAGCAGUAUUCCCCUUCUGGGUCAGGCACUGACAAUUGCUAGCAAACACCAUCGGAUUGUGAAAAUGGACUUCAGAAGCCGAUAUCUGGACUCUCUUAAGGCUAUUGUUUUUAAACAGUAUAAUCAGACUUUUGAAACUCACAACGCUACUACACCUCUACAAGAAAGAAGCCUUGGGCUAGAUAUAAAUAUGGACUCGAGGAUUAUUCAUGAAAACAGAAUAGAAAAAGACAGAAUCCAAAGAGCAACUCAGGAAUGCUUCGGAGACUGUCCCCAGCCAAGACUGGAAUUCGCACAGUACAAGCUUGAAACGAAAUUCAAAAGUGACUUAAAUAGAGGCAUCUUGGCUGAAAGAAAAGAACCCCUCCGGUGCCUAGUAAAGUUCUCUAGUCCGAAUCUUCUGGAUGCGUUGAAAUCCUUAGCACCAGCAGGUAUUGCAGAUGCUCCACUUUCUCCAUUGCUCACUUGCAUACCCCAAAAGAGAAUGAAUUAUUUUAAAAUUAAAGACAAAUAAGAUGUAUAUGGUUUUGUAAGCAUCGCAUCUCCCUGACUAUAUUACAUAAACAUUUCACUUCAUGGCUAGCUGGAUGGCUUCUGUCCAAAAACUUGUUUUUUAAAUAUGAACCCUUAAUAUUGUGAACCCUGAAUAUUAAAAAUGUUCAAUAUAA